AUGCAUUUCACCUUUACACUUCUACUAUGCCUUUUAGUUUCUGGGGGAAGCGCCCAGAACCACGUUGAUUCGAAAAACACAGCCUCCACGACGGGCAACGAGUAUUACUAUGAUUAUAAAAUGAUACCUUUGACUGCCAAUUUCACCAUCUUGGAUGAUUUUGACCAUAGUGUUCUCGCUAUUGGUGCCGGUCCAACUGGUGAAGUUGUUGAGGUCAAGCCUAAUAAUAGCCACGACUGGUUCAUUGAGCAACUUACGAAAUAUACGCACAUUGUACGCGAUAAGAACAGCUCCAAAUUUAUACGUUUCCCGGAAUUGAAGGACGGCGCAGUCGCUACACUUAGUGAAACCGCCGCAACGCUGUUUGAGGCCACGAUAGGCCCCAAUGUCGUGUACAAGUUCAAAGCAACCGAUGCAAAACCUGAGGAUGGUCCUCUUAUGUGGACAAUGGAAGCAUACAGCGCAAUGGACCAACGCCUAGUUCUUAAGCUACGCAAACCGUCAGGAAUGGCGCGACAGGAUUUCGUUGUGAAGAAGACCCCAAUACAGGGUAACUAG
Molecule: messenger RNA, 558 nt
Organism: Microsporum canis CBS 113480
Lineage: Eukaryota; Fungi; Ascomycota; Eurotiomycetes; Onygenales; Arthrodermataceae
Exons: 1
Coding region: 1-558 (185 amino acids)
Source: RefSeq, a predicted model, not a curated record